Messenger RNA from Xiphophorus maculatus (southern platyfish), 2095 nucleotides. RefSeq names its product NXPE family member 3-like. The transcript is spliced from 8 exons. Lineage: Eukaryota; Metazoa; Chordata; Actinopteri; Cyprinodontiformes; Poeciliidae. The coding region runs from base 222 to 1916 and encodes 564 amino acids. The record is from RefSeq and is a predicted model, not a curated record.
UCCAGAACUUCCGUGUUGAUACGACGGAGCGUCUGGAGCACAGGAAGCGGACGUUUUUUACUCUAUUGGAUUUUUUUUUUUUUUUAUCGAUCCAACGAUAGAUGUAGCUAUAGGAACAGAAGUUCGCCAAGGAAGCACAGGAAGUUGCUGCUGCUGUGUCCCGGACCAUCUUUACAAACAGAUUUUGCAUUUUAACCUGGGAUCCAACAAAGACAUCACUGAUGAUGAGACCACCAGCCUGGAGAGCCUUUUGCUGUCUGAAGUUCAGAGUUAUCUACCUCCUCUUGACUCUGAAUGUCAUUAUUCUGCUGCUGUACGGAGACAAUUAUUUAAGAACAUGUGAAGUAACCAAGGCAAAACUCACCAACAGUAUUGCUAAAACCAGCUGCUCCUUCCAUUCACUAUCACCAAAGGAGGCACAAGUGGCAAAUUCUCUGAAACGCUUAAUUGCCUGGCCCGAAACGCUUUCUUUGCCACCUCACCUCUCCUUGAGUGACACCAGUGAUCCCGCUCACAGCACCUUCACCGUUCUCCCAAACGAACGGGGAAGUUGGUUUGUAGGGGGUCAGCUGGAGGUUUUGAUAAAAAUGUCCGACUUCCACGGUCGGCCCAAAACGUCUGGCGGAGACUUCCUGCUCGCUCGGCUGCACAACCCUACCCUUAACGCAGGCGUGGCGGGGCGAGUUUUCGAUCAUCGCAAUGGCUCCUACACUGCUGUAUUCCCUUUACUCUGGGAAGGAAGCGCACACGUUGAGGUGACCUUGGUCCACCCCAGUGAGGGAGUCGCCGUGCUGGAAAAGCUGACCCAGGAGCAACCUGACCGAAUCUAUUUCCGCAGUCUUUUCCGACUGGGUUCAGCGCACGAAAUGACGACCUGCAACAUAUGCCUCCGUUCAAGUCAGAGGCUGUGCAACUACACGGAUCUCAGCACAGGUGAGCCCUGGUUCUGCUACAAGCCAAAGAAUUUGAGCUGUGAUGCCAGGAUCAGCCACGCCAAAGCAGGAUUCAGAGUAUAUCUCAGGCCAGUGGAGGAAAAGCUCUUUCAAAGUGCCGUCAACCUGAAGGUCUUCAUUCCGGCUUCAGGACCUGCACACAUCCAAGUUCGGAGUCAAUUUGAUUACUUUUACAGAUCAGAUUUCAACUUCCCUUGGGACUUUUCUGGUGGAGUAAAACAAACUAUGCAGUCUAGCCCCUCUGGUUAUUACUACCAGGGUGCUUGGCGGUCACUAGAUGGCACCACAGUUCACCAGUUUAACACCAUCACAGCAAUCAGCCAGUGUCUGAAAAACAAAGCACUUCACCUGUAUGGAGACUCCACCAUUAGACAGUGGUUUGAAUAUUUAAACCAAUCGCUACCAGAUCUCAAGGAGUUUGACCUGCGGAGUUCCAGUCAAACCGGACCGUUCCUGGCUUUGGAUUACGCAAACAACAUUUUAUUGACGUUCCGCAGCCACGGCCCUCCUAUCCGUUUUCGCAUCAUCCCUAUCAGUAAUCUCCAUUAUAUUGCCAACGAACUGGACCGCGUGGUUGGGGGAACCAAUACGGUUGUCGUUAUCGGCAUCUGGUCUCACUUCAGCACUUUCCCCAUUGAGGUCUACAUCCGACGUCUGCUGAACAUUCGGAAAGCGGUGGUGCGGCUGUUGAGCAGGUCUCCAGAUACUCUAGUCAUCAUCAGGACCGCGAACCCCAAAGCGCUGACGCUGUACGAGACUCUGACCAACAGCGACUGGUAUUCGCUACAGCGUGACAAGGUCCUCAGGGCAAUAUUUAAAAGAGUAAAAGUCAAACUAGUGGACGCCUGGGAGAUGUCUAUAGCCCACCACCUGCCGCACAGCCUCCACCCACAACCUCCCAUAGUUAAGAACAUGAUAGCUGUUGUUUUGUCUUACAUAUGCCCCAAAACUGAGAAUUUAUAAAGAACUAAGGCAGUUUGGACUUUCUUGAAUGUGUUUUCUGUUGUCUUCUCUGGUGAACAUUGUCUGUGAACGGAUACAGUUCUAUGAAAAAACAUUUCCCAAGCCGACUAAUAAAAUCUAACUUAAGUCACUAGAAACAAUAUUAGCUUAAAUUGAGAUUACACUGAAGUAUUGGUAAU